Messenger RNA from Helicoverpa armigera (cotton bollworm), 1491 nucleotides. Its product is annotated as transmembrane protein 26. NCBI's taxonomy places the organism in Eukaryota, Metazoa, Arthropoda, Insecta, Lepidoptera, Noctuidae. The record is from RefSeq and is a predicted model, not a curated record. Bases 259 to 1491 code for a protein of 410 amino acids. The transcript is spliced from 9 exons.
UUAAGAUCAUAACAACAAAAUGUAACAAAUUAAAACAUUUAAUAAAACAACUAUGUUUUGCAACUAUAAUUCGUUAUGCGUGCCUUAAAUAAUAAGAUUUAAAAUUAAAUAACUAAAAAAGUGUGUUUUAAACGAAAUAAACCAACAUUAAUCAUUAAAUCAGUGUCUUCAUUUUAAAACAGCGACAGUCAUCCUCCAUUUUGGAUUAUUUUGAAAUAACGUUACGUCAUUGUCGCGAUCGGAUUUUGAAAAGUUAAGAUGGCGAAUGUCGGUAAAGUGUUGGCUACAAUAAAAGCUGUGAUUACAAGAUUAGUUUUUGCUUGCCACGGGAUUAUUGCAAUAUGGCAAGUUACAGUAUUUAAAGAUGAUAUAGAGUAUUGGUAUCUAGCGUCGCCUAUAAUGUUGUUAAUUUUCGAAGGAGUUUUUACUUUGACGAUCAAGGAGAAUCAAGAAUGGAAAUGGUUCUGUCCGUCUGUCUUCAUAUACCUCGGCCUGGUGGUGCCAGCGAUCUGGCUGCUGGAGCUGCACAAGGUGGAUCUCAGGCUGCAGAAGAAGAUGAUCAACCAGACCUAUGUCGAGACGGACCUCCCGAUCCCCGGAGCCACCAAGAUCCCCACCGACAUGUGGGUGACCUUGAUCGAGCAGUUCCUCAUGCUGACCCUCAUUGUCGGGCGCUGGCUGCUGCCCAAAGGGGAUCUUACGAGAGACCAGCUCAGUCAACUGCUUCUUGUUUAUAUAGGCACUGCAGCAGACAUAAUAGAAUUCUUCGACUCCUUCAAAGAUGAGAAGGUGGCGACAGAGAAGGUGCUCGUCCUCCUAACCCUGGCCAUCUGGUCCUGGUCUCUGAUGCAGUUCACCGUCGUACUAACAGCUACGAAGUCCAGAAAGUCAAGGGGAACAGCUAAUAGGUCUGACAUAAACAGUCGAGCAUGUUGCUGUUCUAUCGAAGUGUGUGCUAUUAUCAUGAAUAUAGCGCUGCAAGACGCUCCGUUCUUGGCCUUUAGACUCCUCAUCAUUUGUCAUUACAAGAUCAUCAACUAUAUGAAUAUAUUCUUCACUUGUAAGAAUACUUUGGUGAUCUUACUGCAAAUAUACCGACUGUAUGUGCUACACCUGGAGACGGUAGACGAAGGGAACGGCGGCUCCGUCUACCGGAAGAAGACAAAACAUAGGAAUCCUGACAGGAAAGAGAAGGAUAAAAAACACAGUAAACACAAAUCGAAGAAGCAUAAGAAAAAACAUGAGAUCGGCGAGACUUCCAUCUCAGUGAUCAGUGAUAGACGACAUGACAGGGGCGACGCCGGCCGCAUCAGAGCAAUAAUUCUGACAAAUUCCGAUGAAAUUAAAGAGCUCGAGCUUUCGAAGUUAUUCAAAGACCAAAUAUCUACUGAAAAUGAGAAGAAAAAGGGAGCAAAAAAGAAACAAAAAUCAGAGAGUUCAGAAGAAUCUUUAAAUAACGUUCAUCAUACAACGGACGACUCAGGCAUUUGA